Messenger RNA from Stomoxys calcitrans (stable fly), 1586 nucleotides. Its product is annotated as hepatic sodium/bile acid cotransporter. Gene Ontology annotation, cellular component: membrane. The transcript is spliced from 2 exons. The record is from RefSeq and is a predicted model, not a curated record. Lineage: Eukaryota; Metazoa; Arthropoda; Insecta; Diptera; Muscidae. Bases 184 to 1569 code for a protein of 461 amino acids.
AACAAUAAAUAAAUCAAUCGUAGUUAUCGUGGUCGCUCAGGCUAGCCCAACAGUCUUCUGGGGGGGGCGAAUAACAAAGCAAAUUCUGCCUGUUAUUGUCAGGAAUGGGAACAGUUUAUUUUUGGCCCUUCAGAAGUGUUUGAAGUGCACAAAUUAAUAACACUCCACAGUCGUCCAAUAAACAUGAAAGUUAAAACAUCAAAAAGUGCUUCGGCCAAUCGAUUAACUACGCCCUGCAUUACCCUGCUGCUAGUGAUUACGAUAAUUGGCAAAUUCAAUUUGGCACAAGCAGAUGAUUAUGGUUCACUUUUGGGUGCAUGGAGAGUGAACUAUGGCCAUAAUGAAAACUUCAAAGAAUUACGUAUGUGGACCUCGGACAGGGAAACUGUGCCGCUGGUCAUUUACAAUAUAACGCAAACAAAUAACAUGGAUCUUUAUUUUGAAAUUCACAUGGAAAAUCCGAAAAUAGCCCAAGCCAGCAAGCUUAUAAAUAUAACGGAAGUUCAAGAUGGAACAUGGCAAGGGGAUAUACAGGUCGAAGGUAUUCAUUUUGGUUUGACCAAACUGUAUGCAACCCUUUAUGACCCGAGAAGUGGUGGCAAAGAGCGUGGCCCCGAUACUUUAGAGGUUAUGGUGAAACGUAGCAAAAGCGUAAGCGAUGAAACCUUCACAUAUACUGCAGCCUCCAUUGCCCUGCUGAUGUUUGUAAAUCUUGGCACUGUGCUGGAUCUUAAACGUGUAGUGACGAUUUUCAGCCGGCCCAUUGGGCCUUUGGUGGGUUUCUGUGCCCGCUAUAUCAUAAUGCCAGCACUGGCCAUUGGCUUGGGCGCUUUAAUGCUCAGAGAUGAUAAGGGUUUGCAAUUGGCUCUCUUCUUCACGGCAUUGGCGCCCAGCGGUGGCAUUGCCAAUAUCUGCAAUGUCUUUCUGAAGGGCAAUCUGAAUCUUUCGCUGGCCACCACAACAGUGAACUCCAUAUUGGUGCUGGGCAUGCUGCCCAUGUGGGUUUAUCUAGUGGGACCUGCGCUUUAUGAAACCCAGGAGUUUGACUUACCCUUUGUGGACUUGAUUGUGAGUUGUGUUGGCCUUUGCAUGGCCUUGAUAGUGGGAGUUUUACUACGCAUGUUUAUACCCAAGACGACACGAUUCAUCUUUCGUUUCCUCAAACCUCUAUCGAUAAUACUCAGCUUGUGUCUGGUGGGCCUUACAGUGGGCAUUAAUUAUUUUGUCUUUCAAAAAAUGACCUUCAUGAUAUUUCUAUGCUGCUUUUGUCUGCCGGUUCUCGGUUAUGGCCUGUCAUUUGCUUUGUCUAAAUUGCUCUGUCGUACCGCCACCGAUUCCAUGACUAUAUCCAUAGAGACCAGUGUUUUAAAUAUGACAAUGCCCAUUGUCCUGUUGAAAAACACCAUGGAUCAACCCAUGGCUGACAUGCUGAUUGUAGUACCGAUUACAGCGGCCUUAGUGUCUUUGUGCUUGGUAGUGGCAUUCUAUAUAGUAAGACGAAUCUUGGGUUGGAAUACAACCAACGAUUCAGAAUGCUUUGAUGAAAAAGCAUUUUUAAUAGAGGAUUGAAUUGAAUGUAAAAUAAA